This is a messenger RNA of Lodderomyces margitis, 1995 nucleotides long. RefSeq lists its product as uncharacterized. Gene Ontology annotation, molecular function: serine-type endopeptidase activity. The record is from RefSeq and is a predicted model, not a curated record. Bases 1 to 1995 code for a protein of 664 amino acids. Gene Ontology annotation, cellular component: peroxisome. Lineage: Eukaryota; Fungi; Ascomycota; Pichiomycetes; Serinales; Debaryomycetaceae. The transcript has a single exon. Gene Ontology annotation, biological process: regulation of fatty acid beta-oxidation; protein processing.
AUGAAAUAUACUCCUAUUGCCCUUCAGUAUGUGCACAAUGACACAAUCCACGCUUCAUCAGGAGUUUACAUCAGUUCCAAUCCAACUACUUCAUCAUCUUCUUCGUCGUUUAUUCUAACAAUUAAUCACAUUCCGCGAAUUGGUGAUUAUUCAAUCUAUGCCAAUUCAAAUAACGACAAUAGUAGCCCCAAACAAAUCAAUUGGCAUAGAGUUUCUGUUAUUGAAGAAGUCGCCAUCAAUACUUCGAAUUUCGAAUUGUUUGAUAAUCGUCAAUUCGAUUUAUUUCCUCGUGAUCAGUAUGGAAAGACGUUAUCAAUAUUGAAAUUAUCAUCCCCACCAGUAAUAACAUCAACACUAAUGACUAGCGUGACAGCUACAUCAUCAGUUUCAAUUGGGAAAAAGUCAGCUGCUUCUGUGUCUGUAGGAGAUCCAGUGACAAUCAUAUCGAGUCCUUUCAAUUUCACCAAUUCAUUAAUAUUCCACAAGUUUAUCACGACGGCUCGAAUAGUUUACCAGAUUCACAGUCUGCACAAUGAUUUCGAUUCAGAUGAUGGCACUGGUGAUUAUUGGUUGACUGAUGCUCCGUAUAUGGAAAAUAUGGCUGGUGGGGCUGUCAUUCAAAGAGCAUCAACCAACACCACCAAUAGCUCUGCCAGUGUGAAAGUAAAUUCCAACACCAAUACCAAAAAUAGUAAUUCAACAAACACCUAUGGCCCAAGCAACAAACUUGUGGGAUUAGUUUUGGGAAAUCUACGCAAGAUUAAUGGUGAUGGAAACUUGAUGGUGAUUAUCCCCUUGUCAACAAUUACUCAAUUAUCACCAACGCUAAUACCACCACCACCACCACCACUAGCAGCAUCAGUAGUCAAGUCACCGUCAUCCAUCUUAUACAAGACUAUUUCAUCCACCACCUUGUCGAAAUUAUUCAAUUUACCGUUAUUGUCAAAGACAAAUGCAGGACAGAACAAGGUUAAGUCAGUCUUGCCCAUAAUUAUCAAUGCUUCGAAUCAACGUACUUGGGGAUCAUGUAUAUUCUACAAAGAGCAAACAUUAAUCACAAACAGUCACGUUGUUACACCGUUGUUUCAAAACCAAUCCAACAUUGAUUUCAACACUGAUACCAACUCCCGACGAAGCACUUCCUUUGACAACAAUGCCACUAUUCUAAUCAAUAACCAAGGAGAUUCAAUCCAAAUAUCCGCAAUUGCCGAAUCCAUAAUAAUCCCUCACCCCGAUCUCGAUCUUGCUUUCAUUCAAAUCGACAAAAUAGCUUCGGCUUCAUUGAUUCAAAAUGGAUUUCAUCCAAUUACUUUUCCUCCUUCAUCUGGUAAUGUUGUUAUUGAAGAUCCAGUCUAUACAGUUUCAUUCGGAUUAUUUCUUGACCCGUGGCAUCUACAACCAUUGACAUCGCAUGGCAUUAUUAAUUGUAUUUAUCGCAGUGGGGGAGGUCAAUUAGAUCAAAAACAAAAACAAAAACAAGGUGGUGAUGACGCUGAUGAUAGUUCUGCAGUUCGAGGUACUGCAGGACUAAUUAUUGCUUCUGCCUCUUGUUUUAAUGGAAGUUCGGGUGGCGCUUUGUUCACAAGCGGUAGCAAUGAACUAAUCGGUAUGAUUUGCUCUAAUGCCAAAGUUUAUAAACCAAAACCGUAUCCAAAGCCGCAUUCUCAAGGCCAUGAACACCCACAACCGCAAGAGCAAAAGGAGCACCACAAACUGGGAAUGUUGACUUCUGGCAAAGAUACCGAAAAGUUGACUACAUUCACAUUUGUACUACCUAUUGACUUGAUUGAGUAUUGCUAUAAUCAGGUAUAUCACAAUAAACCCAAGGUGGAAGCAAUUAGCAAUAAUGAAGCUGGUAAUGGCCUUAGCCCUAAUGAAGGUGCAAUUUUGGUUGAUGUUGAUUCGAAAAUUGUUGAUUUAUGGAAAUUAAAGCCAUUUCAUAAAGAUGUCUACAUAGGUCCAAGCUCACAUGUGAAUGAGAAAGCUAAAUUAUAG